Populus euphratica (Euphrates poplar) is the source of this 476-nucleotide messenger RNA. Its product is annotated as GDSL esterase/lipase 4-like. The transcript is spliced from 3 exons. The record is from RefSeq and is a predicted model, not a curated record. The annotation marks the transcript as partial. Lineage: Eukaryota; Viridiplantae; Streptophyta; Magnoliopsida; Malpighiales; Salicaceae. Gene Ontology annotation, molecular function: lipase activity. Gene Ontology annotation, biological process: lipid metabolic process.
AUGGCUGCAUCAAAAUUAACCUUCAAUUUUCUUCUGCUCAAUUUCCUUGCCAGCCUUCGCAUCCCAGAAAUCUCCCUAUGUGAUCGCUCUAGACAGCCAAAAAGACAUGUUGCUAUGUUCAUAUUUGGAGAUUCAAUCUUUGAUGCAGGAAACGAUAACUAUAUCAAUCUCAGCGUUUCGGAUAGAGCAAAUUAUUGGCCAUAUGGAGAAACCUUCUUCCACUUUCCUACUGGGAGAUUCACCGAUGGCCGUCUCAUUGUCGACCUCAUCGCAACAAAGAUAGGUCAACCGUUCGUCCCCCCAUAUUUACAACCUGGUAUUAAUUUCACUAAUGGAGUAAAUUUCGCAAGUGGUGGAGCUGGUGUCUUUUAUGAAACUGAUCCUAAAGUGAUUAGUCUUGGCAUGCAACUUAGCAACUUCAAGAACGUGGCCAUUUCGAUGGAGGAGCAGCUUGGGGACAAAGAGGCAAAUAAACG